GUAGAUGGUACACGCCGCUGGUGCAGACACUUCCACCACGGUUUACAGCGCUUUUUUACAAUUGCAUAGAUUGUUGAAUCUUGACUUUCUAAGCUCGCCAUGGCUCUGUGUGGGGGAAUCGGAGCCAUGGCUUUGCCCAGCGAGCUUAUUGUCCAUAUAUUCUCCUUUCUGUCUGAUCGAGACAAGCUGCGGGCCUCGUCCGUGUGUUCGCGCUGGAGGGAGUGUCUCUUCUACCCUGCGCUGUGGACCGAGCUCAGACUGCGGAUAGGUGGAGGUAGUUCCAGUUCCGAUGAGACUCCGAAGCUUGAGUUUCUGAUGCGGAAAUUCGGUUCAUUCGUGCGGGAGCUGCAGCUUGAGCUAGCCCCAGUCGAGGGCUACCUAAGUCCAUUGAACAGCGACGCAUCGGCCACACGAAUGGAGCCCUCCCGCGGUGCAGACAGCGACCCGCAACUCUCCGUGCGUUGGAAAGACGCCAUGGUCUCCUAUUUGAACCAGGUGUUAUGUGUUUUCACCAGCAUCAGAAAUAAUAGAAACCUCCAGAGGCUCCGUCUGUAUGGAGACACAUGUGUUCUUCAACAAGAGGGACUGUUGGACAGUUCCAACCUCCACCAUAUUGAGCAAGGGGACAAAAAGAUCAAUGAAAUCCAGCAAUUGUUCAUGGAGUUUUUGUCCAAUAGCCGGCAGCUCCGGUGGCUUUCAUGUAGCUUCAUGCUUGGUCUGGUGACCCCCAGCUCUUUAGCUUGUCUGUCCAACCCUUCAGCAGAAACCCUGCAGCACCUCAGUUUAUUGGACCACCAGCUGGGAAUACUUAUCUCACCAUCAGAGUUGACUCGGCUUUCGAAUCUUCAGUCCCUUGCUCUGGAUUUUUCUGAUUUGACAUCAGAGCUAUGUGGUUUACUGGCAUCUCCACGUCGUACUCCUUUGCAUCGUCUCUCGCUGCUGCUCAAUGGCGCUGCCCUAGAAUUUAAACCAUUGGACAGGAUAGCUACAGAAGAUGACUGGAAGGCACUUGUCCGUGUUAGCGCCAAUCUGCGAGUCUACAUCAUGGCUCUUGAAGUGGUGGGCUCUGAGCUCCUUCGGGUCCUCAAACCCAGUCUACCUUUGGAGCGUCUCCACCUCGACAGUUACAGCAAUGUUGUGACUGAUGCCACUUUGGAGCUCAUUUCUCAGCAGUACAACAAAACACUGACUCAUUUCCUUCUUUUGAGAGAUGACCCUGACUUUCCGGACCUCAGCGUGAAUCGCAAUGAGGACCCCUUGGUUCUUUUGGCUUGGAGGUGUACGAAGUUGACUGUAUUGGUCUUGCAUGGAUACACUGUCUGGUCUCAUAACCUGGUAGCCAUCUCCCGCCUGCGAGGAUCCAGCCUUCAGGUCCUGACAGUGUCUGAGGAGAGUAUCGACUUUGACCCUGACCAGUCUAUGUGCAUGGAAGGUGAUCCGUUUCAUAAUCUGGUAAAAGAGGUGUCUUUGGGCCUUGGACGGGUCUGGCACCCAUGUCUGGAUUCCAACCUGGUUUUAUCUGAACCCACCCAGCAUUUCCACCAAGAGGUGCAUGCUUUUAGCAUGGGCAUGUAGACAGGGUGGUUUAAGCUUAAAAUAGCCACAAAGUGUCAAAACCAGGCCAGGCUAAGUCAGAUCAGACCUCAAAUCUUUAUUCAGAGCAGAUAUUAGACUCCAUGUUUUUAUUUUGCUGUUAUUUAUUUCUGAUGUCAGCUAACUGACUACCAUUCAGUGUUCUGCUCUGAGUUUGUUGGCACAGUCAGACUGGUCUGGUUUUGUUCACACGUACUAAAUUGAGCUUCACCUUAUUAACCUCUGCAACAUAUUUUUUUGUUAACUUUUGCUCUGCUUCUAAUCUUAAUUCAUGUGUGGUGGUUUAUUUGCCUCUAUAGAUGUGUGUAUUUGCAUAUAUUGUUAUCCCACCCACAUUGAAGACAGGACAUAGCAGACUUGCUGAAUGAUAGUGAAUGGAAUAAUAGGGGCUAAUAGUGCAGGGGAUGAGUGCUUUAGUUCAAUGAUCUUUUGGCAUUUGUCAGUCUUUUAAAAUUUAUCUCUAGCAGUGAAGGUAAAUAUACCUAACACUCAAUUCUACUCUGAGCCACUUUUGGAUGGUCUGAUUGGAGCACAUUCUUCAUUUGUCUUCUGUGUUGAGAACAUUUCCAGCUGGGUGGGAAUUUUAUACAAUAAAGUGACUGACCUUGGCAGGUGCAAAUCUAGUUUUUGGCUACAGUCAUGUGCUUUCCAUGACUCAGGGUUUUGAGCAUUGUUCAGUAGCAUGUAAAGGCCAAGUGCACCUAGCUUAUUCAAAUAUCUGUCCCUGCUGCUAGUAUUCCCACCCUGCUAACCUUCUCAACUGUUCUCACGAGGACAAAGGAUGGAGCCUUGUCUUCCGACUGACAUUUGAAGCCAAAUUCUAAACUACUCAAACCCCCUUCACUGUACAAUUCACCCCUCUUUUAUUUUAUUAUGUUUAAAGUUGAUAUAUUUACAUAUAUUUUGUAUUCUAGGUGAUACAUCAGUGGUAUCCUCCAGAGGUUGAUAUUUUGACAGGUUACUGUUUCAGAGUGUUACAUAUUCUGAUGCCAUUGUGGGCAUCCAUUUAAAACAAUGUGUAUAGUUAAACUCUGGAAUGCAACACACACAUAGAAAUGGCUAUUUGUUUUCUAUCGCCAUACAUAAUGUCUAGUCCAGACAUUUCAGGAGGCUGUGCUAAAAUAACAGAAAUAUUUGUUUUGGCAGAGCUUUCAAACCAAGAUGUUGCAUACAUACCAGCAACAGCACAGCCAAACCUGUUUUUCUCUACAGAGGAUUUAAGUGUUCUGUAAACAACAGGGACAAUGAAACGGAUGCACUGAAUGUAACUUAUUUAUCAUUCUGUUGGCCAGUCUAUUUGUAAGGGUGCUUUAGUUCUCUCUUUCUCCAAUAUAUAUAACUCUUACUCUAUUAUAAUAUCUACCGCCAGCAGUCAGGGUUAAACAUUGCAUGUUUCACCAAUUGCCAAGACUUGUGUGUGACACUCGCAGCACAACAUGGCAUUUAGUCAUGGGGCUCUUUUCUGUGGCUUAUAGGUUAUUGUCAUCAGUCUCAGGUAGUAUUUUAAAAUCACUAUGACCAUAACAAUGAGGUGAUGUUGUCUUGUAGUAGGAUGUGUGAACCAGUCAGUCAGUGUAAAACAAAAAUGUUAUUUUCAGUCACUGUUGCCUUUCAAAAGCCCUUGUUUUCUGGAUGCUUCUGGUGAUGUUUCGCUUGCCAUUUGAGAAAGCCUCACUCCACUACUGAGGGUUUAACUUAAUCAUACAUUUGUUUUCCAAGAUUAAGGUCAAGAAUGGCAGAAUGCUCAUCACACAUGUUUUAUAUCCUCAUGUGGCUGUGUGCGUUGGGGCUUUUGGGGGGUUUAAAAUCUAUGUUUUAGAUGGAUGAACUGCUGGGCCCAAUUGCUGGUGGUACCAACAGAAUGUAGUCUUUGAUUAUUCUUUUAUCUAGAGCUUUUUUUAAUUUUAAGUGCAUCUUUUAGAGAUGUCUUAAGCCAACAUGUUUGGAAACACUCAGUCUUUGUCAAGGCAACACACUCUUGCUGAGUUACCAAAUGUUGCAGCAGGGAAUGUUUGGGCCAAGUAUUUUGCCAUCCAAUGCUAUAGUGUGUGGCUUUAUGUUACAACAACACACUUUACAAAGACAGUUUCUGAGCAGGGAUCUUACCAGUUGGUCCUCAGAAUGGCCACAGCCGCUGGUUAUGCCAUAUGCAUUGUGGUUUUAACUGACUGGGCUGUAAUAGGAUGGUCCAUAUCAAGGCUGCUAUUGAGUGUAUUUACAAUGCGCCAGCACUUUUUGUGGUUCACCAUGAACUGUUCUUGUUGUUGGGCCUAUGGUGUUUGCCUGCUACUUCAUGGAUCACCAUUGUUUAGCCACAGUAAUCUCAAAUCCUUGGUCUAUAUCUCAGGAGUAAAGCACUUUGGUACCUAUAGUUACUUUGAAACCACCUGUGGCUAUUUCUGGAACUGUAUGCUCAGAUACACCAACAUAGGCUAUACACCAACGUAGGCUAGUAAAAAAAAUACCCCUUCUAUUUUCCAUCUGAACUCAUUCAAAUCACAGAGGCAAUGUUUUUAAGAGCUGGGAUUAUGGAUGUAGUGAGAUUCAUCUUAAAACAUAUUUUUUUUAAAGAAGAUCUAUUGAUUUUUUUAACCUGCAUAACCACUCAGUCCUUGCACAGAAUGACAAGGUUGUUAUGGGCCUGGGCCUUUUUAAGGAGCAGCAAUGGCAAAAUGUAGAUAAAAGCAAAACAUUUGUUUAAAUUUGCUUUUAUCUUUGACCAGAGAAAAUUUUACUUUCAUGCAAAUGUCCAUGGGGUCAGUUGGUUAAAUGAAGACUAGAUCAUGCUCCGCAUUUUAGCUUAUAGCGGUUUAUUAAAAUGACCCAACUUGUGCCUAAAGCAUCUGUAUACUCUCUGCUUUUAACCUUUUUUCUCUCUGAAUUUUGCCUGUUGUUUGUGGCCCUUGUUGCUUGUUCCCACUUAAGGACUUUGAUAUUCGAGUUACACUUUCACACAUUGUAUAUCUAUCUAUAUUUAAAAUGUCUUGAGUGUGCCUGUGUUGUCUUUGCAAAUUGUAAUGGUUAGUGUAUCUAUUAGACAACUAAAAUAGUAUGUCUGUGGCUCAGGCAGGACUAGUGUUCAGUGUAUUAUCUCUCAUUCUGCAGAUUCUGCAGCAGGACGCAUGAACAGAAAUGGCUUAUUCUCAGGAUCAAGUUUGUUUUGGAAAAGAGAAGGAGGGACAGUAACUAUAACUCAGGCCUAAGGAGUCACUGGAUCUGUUCUCCUCUUGUUGUUUGAGCUGCCAAAGACCAUAGUGAAACAGACGCUGGUCUGUCUGAAGUGCCCGUGUAUAAUCUAGCAGGAGGCUGUGUUGACUCCCUUUCGUAUUCACAAGGUCAUAUUCACAUACUGAUUCACUGACCUUGGCUUUGCUUGCUCCCACUCUACUGUACUAAUCUGGAUUGGAAGUUUUUUGCCAGUUCUGGGCUCUUCUGCUUGUAAUUGUAGUACAGGAUGAGUUAACCUGAACCCUAUGGUCACCAUGCUUAACUGCAAAGCUUUUUGAGUUCAGAUUAAAAAGACAGUAGCAUGCAAAGACCAUGAUUUACUCUGGACCUUUAUUUUUUAAAGAGUGGGUCAAUGUAAAGCUGAAGGCGAUAAGGCAAAGAGUCUAAAACACCGGGACUGAACACCAUUUGAAAGUUGUGGAGUUUCUAUGCAGGGUGGAAUUGUUACGAGAUAAUCACAUAUUUACUGCAUGGCAGCCAUGUAACCAAAGGCUUUGUACUAUAAAGCCAGUGUGCAUGAAAUGCUAAGUUGUCAGGUGUUUAGUUCCGGUUUUAAUGCUGUAAAGUGAUUGCUGCUAGAAAUGGUUUAGGAACAGGACAUUCCACGUGGCGAUUACUCAGGCUAUAUGCUCUGCAUUUAGAACCUGUGUAUAUACAGUAUAAAGGGUUUGAAGAGUAAGCAGGAAAUACUGAUAAUGACUAGACACAUCAGCUUAACAGCUGGUCAGAGCAAGGAGAGCUGUGAUACCAUUCAAAAGUGACUCUAAUGAAGCUUGUCUUUUCAGUGUAUUUUUUUUGUUUACUUUGUGUCUUGUUAACACAACUUCCAGAGGCCAUUUUUGUAACUCUUGUGUCUGGUACACUAAGGAAGGUUUUAUCGGCUUCAACUGAGAGAAAAAACUACUCCUUUGCUGUGUAUGUGCAAAUAUGUGUGUAUACUAUUGUAUACACUUAAGUUGGUCUUACAAUUAAUUUUAAAUAUUAUAAAAGAGAAAGUGAUUAUCAAGACAUUUUCCCACUAUCUCUGUAGGUGUACAAACCUCUGUAGGUACAAAUGCUUCUGGAGACCAGCAGUUUUAUGUACAACUUUGUUAUUUCUUAUUCAUUGGUAAAAAAAAAAAAAAAAAAAUUAAAAAAAUAAAGACUUGUUCUUCUACAGUACCACACCAGCAGAUAUUUAUUUUCUGUCUCCGUUAAAUAUAUAAAAGAAAAAAAUAAUCAAAGACAAUUCCCUGUGGCUGUUUGAAUUCCAGGAGCUGGUCUCUAAUGUAGUCCAUCUGAAAGUGUUGAGAGCAACUGAAAACUAUUGAUUGUAGCAAAUGUAUGAGGGUUCUGUUACAUCUACCACAUAUAAACUAGAGUGGAGGCUGCAACUUCUUUGUGCAGAACCACUAAGGUUUGAGAUAAUUUAUUACCAAAGCAGCAUUGUCAUAUCGGUGUCAGUAAAACCAGACUUAAUUGAUCAAUCAUUGCUUAUACUGUUUAUAAACCCCCUAAAAAGUGUCCAAAAAUAUUUAUUUCUGUAAAGCUAAUGAAAACUUUCUCUAAUUAUGAAAGGCCUUCUCAUGUGAGUAUAAUCACAAAGACAAGGGCACAAACUGCUAUAAAACCAGACCUGGAGUUCUAUUGGGUUUCUGCUUUCUGUUCUCCUCAAAUUCUGUUAUCUCUUAUGCAAGGUCACUUUGUCCUUAGUGACUUUCUCAUUGAGAGGGGUACAAAUGUCUUGAGUUGGGGUUAUGUAUGCUCAGAGUUGACCAAUACCUUGUCCAGCAUACUGGACUUUACCAGAGUCCAGCCUCCAAACUAUGCAAAAGGAAUGCAUAUAAUCCACUUGUUUGUUUAUUAUAUUUUUACUGUCACAAGACAUACAGUAUUAAGAUCUUGCAAUGACAAUACUUGGCCUUAUGAUAGCUAUAUUUUCUUUGUUCAAUUUACUUUUAAGAUGGUUUAUUUUGAUCAGUCAGUCUAGCGACCGUGGUGAAGACGACAGGCUCACUCUUAGUCUCUGUGAGACUGGUUAGAUGGCCUAAGUUUUAUUGUGGUACGAAUGUUGUCCAUUUGUUUAAAAUCAACAUCGUUUGCAAUAAUAGUUUUACUAAUGGCCACAAAGGGGAACAAGCAGUGCUGACCGCGCCGCUUCUUUAAGAACCACAUAAUAAGAAGUCCACAUUCUAUAGAUAUGUAUGUGAAGCUUGCACAGUAUUUGUAGAUAUCAACAAUGCAUUAUCAAAAUAAACUGUUAUGCAACACA
Boleophthalmus pectinirostris (great blue-spotted mudskipper) is the source of this 7072-nucleotide messenger RNA. RefSeq names its product F-box only protein 33. The record is from RefSeq and is a predicted model, not a curated record. Gene Ontology annotation, molecular function: protein binding. The coding region runs from base 100 to 1575 and encodes 491 amino acids. Gene Ontology annotation, biological process: SCF-dependent proteasomal ubiquitin-dependent protein catabolic process; positive regulation of protein ubiquitination. NCBI's taxonomy places the organism in Eukaryota, Metazoa, Chordata, Actinopteri, Gobiiformes, Gobiidae. Gene Ontology annotation, cellular component: SCF ubiquitin ligase complex. The transcript is spliced from 6 exons.